Molecule: messenger RNA, 381 nt
Organism: Ambispora gerdemannii
Lineage: Eukaryota; Fungi; Glomeromycota; Glomeromycetes; Archaeosporales; Ambisporaceae
Source: the annotation of a GenBank genome assembly
AUGAACGAAAGUUCAGAAUACAAAUUUUCUUAUAUUGUUAGUUUGAAAUCAGAAGUUAGUUCGGAAUCAAGUACUGAAAUGUAUUAUACGUUAAUUUCUACUUGCGAAUAUGAAACUGUGUCCUUGUAUUCAGGCAAGAUAUUUUCCACAUGGAAGACUUGCGAAAGGUUACUUAAUGAAUAUGCUAAAGAACAAGGUUUUCAUAUAGUUAAGGACCGGGUUUAUCGCGCGAAGAUGGCGUUAUUUGUCGACAAACAUUUUUAUGUGAUCACAGUCAUUCUUAUGAUUCAACUUCAAGUAAGUACACUAAAACGAAAAAGACACGAUGUCCUUUUCUUGUUAAUACCUCUUGUUCAAAGAUCAAGAAUCCUGCGCACUUAA